Messenger RNA from Linum trigynum, 2877 nucleotides. Lineage: Eukaryota; Viridiplantae; Streptophyta; Magnoliopsida; Malpighiales; Linaceae. The record is from the annotation of a GenBank genome assembly.
GAUAAUUAAAUAAUUAUAUCUGGAAAUUCAAAAAUAAAAAAAGAGGGAGCGGGCAGCCGGGCACCGCCGCACCGGCCAUUUCACUUUCCACAAGCCCCAACUCUGGCGGCAGCUUGUUGAUCCCUGAGAAUUAGCUACCCGGAGCCGAUCGGCCAAUGGCGGUGGAUACGAACUUCGCGUCCCUAUUCGAAAAGCUGAUGGUGGAAGAUGCGUGGCUUCCUCCUUCUUCCUGGGACUCCUUCCCUUCUCAAAAUGCUGCUUCGUCGCUUGCACUCCGGCCACCUUGAUUCACCCAGCUCGUCUCCCCCCGUCUCUUCAAUAUCGGAGGCAAGUUUAGUGAGGUUAGCAUUGAAUGCUAUGCAAGGAGUUGCAUCAUCUCUUCUAAGCAUUGAGAAGCUCUCUGCUGCCUUUUACCCAGUCUCAGCUGAUAGAACCUACCACAGAAUUCCCAGUCUAUGGAGUCGUGCUUCAAGCACUCAAGCUACGAGAAAGAUUCUCAACUCAAUCGGCUGCUUUGGAUGUUUAGUUCUUCUUCUCAGGAAAUUUGUAGAUCAUUUCACUUGUUUGAGCUCUGAAACAUACUCACCAGGAAGGAAAGACGGCAUUCCGAAUGUGGUUGCUGAUGGUCGUGACAGUUAUGGUAAUACUGGAAAUGUAGACUAUCCUCCUUACACUUUAGUGAAUCAUGCAUUUGCAGUUGCUGUCGGGAAAGUUUUAGAGGGGUACAUUUUUAGUUUAAAUACAGUAUGUGCUUCAGUGGGUUUAAGGCAUUCAUCAAAUGCUGGGGCUCCCUUGGUUCAGUCAUCUGUAGGGACAGCGCCUCUCACCAGUGUGGUGCACCCUGAAGUUACCCUGCUGGAAAUUUAUCUGCACACUGCAGAACUGAGAACAAGGAUUGAAGCUCUUGGGAACAUAUGCAAACUACACAGCAUAGCUCUAAGCUUCUCUGUCUCAUCAUUUGAAGAGUUAGGCGCAAAAGCAAAUUCAGAGUUUAUCAGUUUCCACAGAGGAGGCAAUCUUCUUAGUCACUUGUAUGGACAACUACAGGUUGCUGAUCCUGGUCAUUGCACUCUUCUCAAGUUCCUCUUUCUUCGGACAUUUGAACCAUAUUAUGGAUUCAUAAGGUCCUGGAUAUUUAAGGCUGAGAUCACUGACCCAUAUAAAGAAUUUUUGGUGGAAUAUGUCGGUAGUUUAGAGCCUCGCCCAUAUGGUAACGUUGGAAUGCCUAUUGAAUUACCAUUGGCAAGUAUCAAGGAGCGGAAUGGAGUUUCUGUGCCUUGUUUCCUUAAAGACAUUUCGAGUCCAAUAAUCAGAGCUGGUCAGCAGCUUCAAGUACUGAAGAAAUUGUUUGAGUUUUGUGCUUAUGUUGGUUCAGAUAAUCAUAUAUAUGAUGACUUUUUCCCCAGCUGGAAUGGACAUUCAAGUUAUCACAUGUUUUGCACAACUCCGCUGACUUUCAGCAAGGGGUAUUUAGAAGAAAUGGUAAUUGCAAGGAACAACUACUAUGUAAAGAUGCAGGAUAGAAUUGAAAAGCUGCUGAGAGGGUUGGAACUUAGAUACCAGCAGUUGCAACCUCAAGUUUUUGGACCUGAAUUUCUCGAGAGUGGUAGUGGCAGUGGGAGUGGGAGUGUACAAAAUGUUGACAUGGAAGACAGGGCUUUCGAUAACGUUGAUUCUGAAUUGUCCCAUAUGAAGGUGGAUAACCAAGAAUUUGAUUCCCUGGACACAUCUGAGUUUUCAGAAUGUUCAUCUGCCAGUGAUUCUGAAGAGGAGAGUAAUUCUGAGCUGAUCAGGAAUGAUUGUGUUAUUCAGGAUCAAAGAUAUCUAUCUGCUUUGAGGUUAUCUAAGUGUAGUACUACUGACAAUCCAUUACCUAUGCCGACUAGAGUUGAACAACCCCUUCUUGUGGAAAACAAGUCGCAUGACAUUUUUGAGAAGACACAAGCAAUUGAUCACAUGAGUUUGUUUCAAAACGGAACACCUGCGGGAAACUUGUCUGCGUCUUCUUAUAUAUGGGCAGGCAGAGGCACAUGCAUCAGUGAUACCCUACACACAGCUUGUGCAACUGAGAAUCAGUGGUUAAAUGGACUUGCGAACAUCUCUGGUUAUAGUGAGCAAAAUAACUCUUCUUUGUACUGCAAAACGAGUAGGGAAACUUUAAGAGGAGGCCCCCCACUAUUUACAAAGAGGAUGUGCACUGCCAAUGCUUUGAUAAAGGAAGUCCUGAGCAAGGUUUUGGAUACAAAUGACAACCCUGCUUCAGGACUCUCCAGUAUUCUGCACUGGGAGUCCCGUUACGAAUCUGAUUUUCUUAGUGGAAGGCCAAUCUUGGGGAAACUUAAGCACUUUCAUCUGGGGAGCCAACUGAUAGAUGCUAGAUCAUUAGCUUAUUUUAACUUUUCAACUGUGGCGGACCCUUGUAAUGUGUCCCUAGAGAAGGUAGAUAGCAAUGCAAGACUUGAAUCAUGACGUGAGAAACAAAACCACUUUGAUGAAGAUGGAGUGAUACUUCGUAAUUAUGCUGAAUUGCCUUCUGCUAGCUCGCCUGCAAACUUAAAAGAGCACAAUCAAGAUACCAGAGUACCUGCAUUUGUUUGUGGCGGUAAUAGUUGGGAGAAGCUGCUUGGUAGUUCUCAUUAUACUGGCAAUAGAAGUUCUGGAGGCCACAGAGAGAGUGCACCGGGUGUGUUUCAGAUUCCACUUGAUUUUAUGGUUGACAAAUGCCUCGUGGAGGAAAUCUUGCUCCAGUAUCCUGUUAUCCUUUGCAUUCUUUUGAUGUAUGCAUUUAGAAGCUUGAAUCUUCGUAUGAUUAUUUGCCCAUUAAUAUGCAUUUAAACCAACUCCCGAGGAUCUUUAAACUAAAACGAAACUGCAUGA